AUGGAGAAGACUAAUAAUGCAACCGAAGAGGAAACUAAUGAAAUUGUCGAGCUUUUAGAUCAAGUAUUCUCAUGGACUCUCCAAGAUGUUUUUAACGAAAAUCUUUACAAAUACAAGGUGAAUAAAAUUCCAGAGACAUUUGAUUCACCCACAGCUUACAAGAAAGCAUUUAUUCCUCUAUUGCUAGAGGAAACACACGCUGAUUUAUCUUCAAGUUUGUCAGGUGUUGCUCGAGCGCCUUUCUGUGAAAUCUUGGAACUUAAAAGAGACAGCAAGCUAUUCAUGCUUCCCAAACCUUUGAUCUAUAAUAUAGAGUUUGAAAAGGGUGUUGGAAAAUAUGAACCCGAGUAUGGGGAUCUCAUUUUGUUCACAAAUAUUAGGCCUAAAUGUGUAGAUGACUUGAAGUUGAACACACCUAAGAGUCCCUACCAUAUUGCUUUUGUUCUUGGUCCAAAAUCUGAACCUCCAAAAUCUAAAUAUGUUGAGAAAGUCAAAGUUAUUUCAUCCAAAUGUAUUAACACAGAUUUUGAAUCUAACAUGAGGGAUAAUGAAACUCAGAAGCUGUAUGCAGUUUACCUUAUGAACAUGACGACAAAUGUUCGGAUUUGGAAAGCCUUGAACUCUAAGACGCAUGGAAGCAUUAUUGAAAAUGUAUUGCAACCUGAUCUAAAUGGUGGAGUAAACUGUCAAAAUUGUCUAUCAGAAGCAAAUUCUCAUGCUCCAUUCAUCAAGGAAGACGUGAUAAUUCGUUCUCAGAAUCUGAAUGAAUCGCAACAAGAUGCUGUUAUGAGCAGUAUUGGUAUGACAAAUUGUCAUCAUUCUGAAGUCAAAAUUAUAUGGGGACCACCAGGAACCGGGAAAACAAAAACAGUGGCAAUUCGGUUGCAUAGUUUAGUAAUGGAUUCAGUUGAGUAUGAUACACAUGGUUUAGCUGAAAUUUUGCUUUUUGGCAAUAGUAAGAGAAUGAAAUUGGAUUCUUACCCGGGUCUUGAUGUUAUUUUUCUUGAUAACCGGGUUAAAAUUCUUGAGGAAUGCUUCAAUCCCGUAACUGGAUGGAAGCAAAUCUUAGAAUUAAUGAAACGGUUGCUUAGGGAUCCUCAAGAGCAGUAUUUAUUAGAGAUAUGUGCAUACCGUGCAUAUCGUGCAUACAAGAAAAAUAUGGGGAAUGAGGAAUGGAGAGAUUUUGCAGUGAUAUACCAAAUGGUUGAGCAAGAUAAAAAGAAAAGAAUAGUGACAAUGGAGGAAUUUGGUGAGCAGCUAUUCAUGGAAUCAUCAGAUGAAAAGAAAAGAGUCAUGGAAUUAAGAGAGCAACUCAAGCUUUGUUCGGGAACCUUAUAUACAUGCUUUACCAAGAUACUUGAAGGCUAUAGAGAACAACAUCAUUUCUUAGAUAAAGAUGCUUUAUCACUAGAUGAAUUGGAAAAGGGAAAAAAUAGGGAUGCCUAUCCUAUGACAUUUGAGAGAUAUGUGGAGAAGGCUUGGAAAGAGAUUGCACAGAAAUAUGAAUUGGAUGAGGAUGACAAUAAUGCAUGUGUGAUGUCACUGGAAAAAUUUGUAAAGCAGAGAUUUGGGAAUUUAAGAGAUAUCCUUAAGGUCUUAAAUCAUGCCUUGUACACUCAUUUACCAAAAUCUUUUGUUUCCCUUGAAACCCUCAAAGUCAUGUUAGAGGCUCCUAAUCUGUUUGAUUCUUUUGAAAACUCAUUGAGUCAAGCCAAAUUCAAGCUAACUCUUUUUGACCUAGAAGAAAAAUUUGUGUCCGAAUGCUUUGGACCAAUGAGCGACAAAAGGGAUGAGAUACUAAGCAUUCUAAGUUUGCUAUCUACCUCGAUUUCUCUACCUGCUUCCAGUUCUGGUAAACUGUACUCAGCAGGAAUGACUCCGGUGGAAUUUUUAGUAAUUGAUGAAGCUGCACAACUAAAAGAAUGCGAAUCUACGAUUCCUUUGCAGCUGCCUGGUCUUACGCAUUGCAUACUUAUAGGUGAUGAGAGACAGCUUCCUGCAUUGGUCAAAAGCAAGAUAGCUGACAAGUGUGAAUUCGGAAGAAGUUUGUUUGAGAGGCUGGUAACAUUGGGAUACAAAAGGAAAAUGCUUAAUGUUCAGUAUAGAAUGCACCCGUCCAUUAGCUUAUUCCCAUGUACAGAGUUUUACGAUGAAAAACUUUCUAAUGCGGCCAUUGUCAUGGAAGAAAGCUAUAACAAAAGUUUCCUUGAAGGAGAUAUGUAUGCAUCUUAUUCGUUUAUAAACAUAGCUGAGGGGAAAGAGAAAUCUGGUCGCGGACAUAGUUUGAAGAACAUGGUUGAGGUUGCUGCUAUUUCUGAGAUAAUUAAAAGUCUUAAAAAAGAGUUCAUGCGGAAAAAGAAAAAAGUUAGCAUUGGAAUCAUAUCUCCAUAUAACGCUCAAGUUUAUGAAAUCAAGGAGAAAGUUAAGCAGUACACUUCGAAGUCUAACUCAGAGUUUUCUGUUAGUGUGCGUUCUGUUGAUGGUUUUCAAGGCGGAGAGGAAGAUAUUAUAAUAAUAUCUACUGUGAGAUCUAACGGGAGUGGUAAUGUUGGGUUUCUUUCAAACAGACAAAGAGCAAAUGUGGCUAUGACUAGGGCCAGAUAUUGUCUUUGGAUAUUGGGGAAUGCAACUACGUUAAUCAACAGUGACUCAGUUUGGAGAAAGGUAGUUCUUGAUGCUAUGGGAAGAAAUUGUUUCUACAAUGCUAAUGAUGACAAGAAAUUGGCCGGGGCGAUUGAGGAUGUAUUGUUUGAGAUCAAACUACUAGAAGAAAAUGAGUCGCAAUUUAAGAAACUAAGAAUAGGUGGAAAAUCAACUACUUCCUACAGAUGA
Messenger RNA from Vicia faba (fava bean), 2832 nucleotides. NCBI's taxonomy places the organism in Eukaryota, Viridiplantae, Streptophyta, Magnoliopsida, Fabales, Fabaceae. The record is from the annotation of a GenBank genome assembly.